AUGGGCAAUCAACCGAAAAUCGACUUGCUCCAGGCCGAGGUCGACGAGAACAACCAAAGCUUUUUCCGCCUGUUAGUUGACGGUCGGGCCGUCAAAUACAUCACCGUUGAACCUGGCCUCUACAGCGUCGAAGAUAUGUGCUUCGGCCCUUCACUCAUCUCCAUCUUGCCCGAACUUCCUCAGGGAGACUGGAACGACGGUUUAGUCGCCAGGGACGCCAACGACGGUCGACCGCAGUUCGCAUACGCGAGGCGGACUCAAUUCCCCAGCGUUCGAAAUACGUGGCAUGGGACGUACGUCGAUUACAUGGAGCUUUCGAUCGGCCGGAAACUCCGGACGGGAAUUUACGAAGUCAAGUGUUCAUCAUUUGACAAUGAUGUCGUCGUCGCCAAAUUCGCCCGUUUCCCCUGGGAGAUCCAAUACAUCGAGAACGAGACUACCGCGUAUCAAUGGAUAUCUGGCCAUGAUAUUGGGCCACGAUUUCUGGGUCACUUGACUGAACACGGUCGGGUCAUUGGGUUCUUGAUGGAAUAUAUACCCAAUGCACGGCAUGCUGAGGCUGAGGAUGUUCAGUCCUGCAGGGAGGUGUUGUCUCGGCUACAUGGCUUGGGGGCCGUGUUGAUCGAUUUUGACACGGCGAGGAAAUGCGACGAUCCUAACGUGCUUCUGCUGGAGGAGCAGAAUUUAAGCGCGUGCCUGGAAGAUGUUUCGACCAGAGGGGGAGGCGGGCUUCUCUGA
Messenger RNA from Aspergillus nomiae NRRL 13137, 738 nucleotides. Its product is annotated as alpha-galactosidase A precursor. The record is from RefSeq and is a predicted model, not a curated record. The coding region runs from base 1 to 738 and encodes 245 amino acids. Lineage: Eukaryota; Fungi; Ascomycota; Eurotiomycetes; Eurotiales; Aspergillaceae. The transcript is spliced from 2 exons.